CCUUUCUCCCUCCAUAAUCCAUAGACCAUUGGAAUCGGGUGGAAUUGAACCGUGGCGUUACCAUUCAUAGUCCAUCCAUACAUCUUCGUCUUCGUCUGGGUUUGGUGGUUUGAUGUGAUUUCUGAAUAUAGAAUCUAACACUGCCCACUCCUAGUCUCCUGUUAUUUGUAUACAAUGGCAACUACAGUUACGAAAAUUGUCAAAGCUGUCACACAAGUGUCAACAAAAACGUCAAACAGUGGAGUUGUUCCAGUCUUCAUAGCAAGCCGGCGAACAUAUGGAACUGCUCGUAUCCAAGCUCAGCGACCAGUGGUGGAGAUGGAUGGUGAUGAGAUGACAAGGAUUAUCUGGGCCAACAUCAAAGAGAACCUUAUCUUUCCAUAUGUUAAGGUAGACUGUGAAUAUUACGAUCUGGGCCUACCAUACAGGGAUGCCACAGAUGAUCAGGUGACUAUUGAUGCUGCCAAUGCCAUCAAGAAGCACAAUGUAGGUAUCAAGUGUGCUACCAUCACCCCUGAUGAGGCUCGAGUUGAAGAGUUUAAACUGAAAAAAAUGUGGCUCUCACCCAAUGGAACUAUCCGUAACAUCUUGGGUGGAACUGUGUUUCGAGAGCCCAUUAUCUGCAAGACUAUCCCACGUAUUGUGCCCGGGUGGACCAACGCCAUCGUAAUAGGACGUCAUGCCUUCGGUGACCAGUACAAAGCACUGGACACCGUGGUUACAGGACCAGGCAAACUGGAACUGGUCUACACCAGUCCUGAAGGCAAGCAGGAGAGGUAUCCUGUGUUUGACUUCAAGGGGCCUGGAGUCGGCCUGGCAAUGUAUAACACAGAUGAGAGCAUUUCUGCAUUCGCUCACUCCAGCUUCCAGGUAGCAUUGGCUAAAAAGUGGCCAUUGUAUUUGUCAACCAAAAAUACAAUACUCAAGAAAUAUGAUGGGAGAUUUAAGGACAUUUUCCAGGAUAUUUAUGAAAAGCAAUACAAGGCAAGUUUUGAGAAGUUGGGCAUUUGGUACGAGCACCGGCUGAUAGACGAUAUGGUAGCUCAGGCCCUGAAGUCCAGUGGAGGGUUUGUUUGGUCCUGCAAAAACUACGACGGGGACGUUCAGUCAGAUGUGGUGGCCCAGGGUUAUGGGUCUCUGGGCCUGAUGACUUCAGUGCUCAUGUGUCCGGACGGCAAGACCAUCGAGGCUGAGGCGGCUCACGGCACGGUGACUAGACACUAUCGACAAUACCAGCAAGGCAAACCGACUUCCACAAAUCCAAUUGCCUCGAUCUUUGCCUGGACCAGAGGGUUGGACCACAGAGCCAAGCUGGACAACACUCCAGACUUAUCCAAGUUUGCAAUAGCCCUGGAAGAGGCGUGUGUGGAGUGUGUGGACUCAGGAAAAAUGACCAAGGACUUGGCUGGCUGCAUCCAUGGGCUGCCCAAUGUUAAGGAAGGUAUGUACUUGUACACUGAAGACUUCUUGGCAGCUAUUAAGGAGACCCUGGACAAGAAACUCAAGAACCGUGGAGUGCGAGCCAACUAAACAUUCCCAAUUGUCAUUCGGCUCCCAUCACAUUUGUAACACCUACUUCCUUCUGUCAUUAAAGUUUACUGCAAAGUAAUGUGAUUCAGUAAGUGUUACAUUGCCUAUAUACUCAGAACACGAUGCAGGGUGUUAACUUAAUAUAUUUAUAAAAUUAAUGAUGUAUUUAUAGGAGUAAGCAAGAGAUUAAAGCACAAUUAGACUUGGUACUUAAGACUACCAAGUCUUUCUUGGUAGUUUAAGACUACAGAUCUCACAAAAUCGGUUUAGCUGUUACAAUGCAAGAAUAUUCUAAAUACUUUUUCUCGAACCUUACAAUGCAAUCAAAUACCUUAUAAAAUGUAUGCAAUUGUUUACCAGAUACGCACAAAAUACACUAGUUAUAAAUAAUUAUUUUAAUGAUUGAAUUAAAUUGAAAAGAACCAUCAAGAUAAUUUAAUGGAACGCCCAAGACAGCCAUAAAUUCGACAAACAGCUAUUACCAGAUUUGGUAUUAUUGUGUUUAUUUGUGAUUGUCUUCAUUGCUUUUUCUUCCAAUUUGUCAGAGUCUUCCUAUUCUUGAGCCCCAACAUUAUUACAGCAUUAAAACAUAAUUACGGUAUAAUUUGUUGGUAAUGUAGAAGUUGUUUAUGUAUUAAACCUGUCUACCUCAUGUUGAGGAUAUUUUCAGUAUCAUUCUUUGUGUCGACAUUUUUCCAAAUUAUAUAUUUAGGAUUAUUUGUUGCUAUUGAGCCAAUACUGAUGGAGAGACUGCAUUGAUAGGAAUGUUAAGUGGAAGUGUUGGAGUGUUAUUUCUAAAGUACAACAAACAUGUUUGUGUAUUUAUUUUGGUGCACUUGCCUCUUGUUCGAUCUUGAACUGGAGUCUGAUAUUUGGUCUUAAAUAAUUGAAUGAUGCAAUUUGAACUUAAUAGUGCAUGAAUAAACAUAUCAGAAAAAAAACUCCUUUCUAAUAUGGUAAAUUCUAGAAGGCUGCUGACAUCUUUGAUUGAUAUUGUAAGUUGUGCAUUUUCUUUAUCACAAUAUUAAUGUGUUAUUUGCAUUUAAGCUAUUUUAACGUAGUAUAAUACUCCAUUUAUAUUUUAGUAAAAUUCUCUUACUGUUUAAAAAUAUAAUUGUGUCAGUGAACUGAAAUGCAAAGAAAAGCAAUUGCAUUGCUGUUAAUUAGGUUAGUAUUAUUAAAUAUUAAAUUUAAUAGUAAAGUAUUUUAGUACAUGCAAUUUUGAACAUUAAUUUAUUUUAAUAUUUACUUUCAGAUCCAUAUUUUUUUGUAGAUUCCUUGGAUAUGGAGCAAUCAUUUGAUUUACUGUCAGUCUUAGGGCUCUUAUGCCUCAUUCUAGAAUUAAUGCCAGUGUUCCGUACAUAAGUGACUGUUAAAAUUGUAUUCAUUUUUAGCACAUAAUAAUUAGUUAUUUAAUUAAAUAACACUAGUUUAAAUGUUAUAGCUCUUUAUACUCUUAUGUUGUACAAAGAUAAAAAUUCCUUUCUACAAAUCAAGAGAUACAUUUUAACAAGGCUGUUCUGUAUUUUAAGUUUAUCUUAAAACUGAUAAAUAAAAUGAUUUGUUUGAUUUCUAUAUUUCCAAACUGACAACCUUUCAUCCAAACCUAAAAGGUUAAAACUAAGAGAUUGGAACUUAACUUUACAAAGCUAGAGAUGGUAAAGUUCCAAAAUUCUGAAUUUUAGCAUACUUUUAUUUUACAGCUUUUUAUGGAUUUUGAGUAUUUCAAAUUUAAGUACACAUUUCAAUUUAUGGAUCAAUAAUAAGAUAGAAUUCAAAUAUGGUAAAAUCCCAGUUAACCACACUAGGAUCAAUUGAAACUGUACCAUGAAUGAGGCAUGUACAUAAAUAAGUAACCAAGCAGAAUAGAUUAUAUUCAACAGCAGAACAUUUUGCCCACCCUCCGCCUCAGGUCAGAAGAGUGGGUGCGUGUGUAACACAUCGCUCUAGCGACUGGCUGGGCAUAGAACAUGCCCUUGAGAUGGUUCACACUCCCUCUCCCUCACCAACCGCCACUGCAGUACACCGGCCACCUCCUGCUGUUCCUAUUUGUCAACUCCCUUGCUCCUACCACCAUUUUCAAACUAUAGCUUACAGAAAAUGUUUGUACACAAUUUAUUUCUCUGAUGCACUCAUUCUAAUACGUUAUUAUAAAAUGUAAUUGGUUUAACUGAAAAAUUGGCUAUCCGAAAUGGCAGCACCCUUUUAUUUCAGUUAACCGGAGUUUCACUGCAUUAAAUAGAAAUUGAAUGUAAUUCGCCAAUUUGCUGCAAACUUUAUAAAUUGAAAACAUAUACUCUAAAUAGAAGUAUACUGUUACAGUCAGUUUUGUUUCCCAAAUAGUCUAGAUGGCAAGAACCAAUUUGCAUUGUAUAAACACAAACCCUUGUUUUUCAAGAAAACAUUAGUUUGGUAAGUAAGAGUUGAAGUGGGAUGGUAUCGAAAGGUUAAAAUAUCAUAUAAUAAUUUUUCUCACGUUAUAAUUUUUAGAUUGACACAUUUAAACCAUCAGAUGUAAAUAAUAUUUUUAAAACUGAUAAAUAGACUGAACACAAUUUUCAGCCAAAAGUCGGUCUAUACACGGUUGACUAAUGAUGAUUUAACUUUUAUUCAACAAAAUACUAAGUUGUGUGUUUACACAAUGCAAAUAGACUCUUAUCAAGGGAGUUAGUGAUUUGUACCUGCAGAUUCAUGCAAUUAGUUAUAAUAAAAAACCAGAAGAAAUAAAAUUUGUGCAAAACUACUUUAACACCUUCAAAUUAAACAAUUAACCAAGUUACUAAUAUUCAAUAUAUUAGUAUCUAUAUUAUUAUAUAUAAAAUACUACGUAAAAAGUAAAUCAUUUGACGGGAAACCCCAGUGUAUUCCCAUAAUGGUAAGUGGCUGGCUAUAUACGAUUUCUUGUAAAACCAGAAUAAGAUAGACAUAUUGCUGCUGAUACAAAUGCAUUCCCUAUGAUACCAGGCUGGUGAGUUCGAGCUAUACUUCCCAAGCCUGGUAUUCUGUUUAGCUUUGGAUAAUACAAACAAAUCACUAAAUCACAAGCCUAGUGUAUGUAAUAUUUUUAUUCACAUUUUACCAUUCUUUUGAUUUUUCCUCAUACUUUUUACGUACUUGAUCUAGUUUUUUUAUUAGUUUAUGAUAGCCAAAACGCCAGAGAUUUAAAUGAAUUACGGCACCUGCCAUGGGUUGUACAAUAAACUUCAAUGGGGUACGUAAUGAUGGUAAUAUGGUAGUUUUGUACAUUAUUUUAUCUACGACUUUGUAUGUAGGAUAUCUAGAUACAAUCAUCAUUAUAAUUUUCUCGAUAAUGAAAUCCUACAAGAGUAUUGUCCCAUAAUGGCCACAGUUUAUAAGUUGACCAUACUUGAAGUCAGUCGAACAGCUCUGCAGCCAAUGUAUUAUAACCUAGGGAUUCAAAUUGUAUGUUAAAUACUAUAUACACACAGUUUUAGAGCCUGUUAUAAGGCCGUAAGAAAAAAGUCGUAGAUAAAUUAUUAUUAAUUCUGGUUUAUAAAGAUUGCACUGGAUGCAAUUUUUAUUAUUUAUGGACUGAAUGUUGUGCCAAUUUUAAUACUGACUAUAUUAAAAAUAUAUUAAUUUGUACAUCUUGAA
Molecule: messenger RNA, 5145 nt
Organism: Homalodisca vitripennis (glassy-winged sharpshooter)
Lineage: Eukaryota; Metazoa; Arthropoda; Insecta; Hemiptera; Cicadellidae
Product: isocitrate dehydrogenase [NADP], mitochondrial-like
Exons: 10
Coding region: 175-1530 (451 amino acids)
Biological process (GO): isocitrate metabolic process
Cellular component (GO): mitochondrion
Molecular function (GO): isocitrate dehydrogenase (NADP+) activity; magnesium ion binding; NAD binding
Source: RefSeq, a predicted model, not a curated record